CGCCAAAGGAAUGACUGCAGAGAUCAAACACUGGGCACAAACCAACGUGUGUCUCUCUGAAGACGAUAGUCAGGGCUGAAAAGCCUCAGUCUUGUGCUGUGCUAUGUGGGGAGUGGAUUCAGACUGUGAGCUCAGGCCUUCCUUGGCAAGCACUUUACUAUGCUUCUGCCUGGCCACAGGAGCCCCAGAACAAGAAGCCAGCUCACGUUCUGCACCUAAGGCUAGGCAGUUUACCGUGACUCUAGUGUGUGCUAACGUUGGCUUUCCCAUGACCUCAGUGCACUCUGUGUGGACCAGAAUGUUGACAAGCUGACGGGUCACUUGUCUGGCUGGGUGCUUUGUGAGAUCACUGGCUGGGUGUGUUGUGAUGUCACCCCCAAGCAACCUGAGCCCCUUUGUGAUGUCCUGCAGAUGGAUUAUCAAGGGGCCCUGUGGGCCACACUGCAGUCUCAUGUUUACAUGAACAGAGGACAAGCCAUCACUUAGUAUGGCUUGUGAUCCAAGAAGCUGGGGGCACGGCUUCGAAGCUGCGCCUUUUCCUCCAGAAACAAGGGCUCCUCGGACAGACACAGAGAACCACCGUCACCCAGCAGAUCCUUCCUGUGCCCAGUACUGCCCGGUGUCAGGUGGGAACCACAACUUGAGGUUGCAGCUGGAAGAAACUGCUUUCCAGGCUUUGAACGAAGAGUCUUGGCUCAGAAGGCUGCGCCCUGUCCAUGACAUCCUGCCAGAGGCAGAAGAUAGUCUCCUCUCUCUUCCCUUUCCAAAAAAGCUGUGGAGAAUUGUCAACAGCCACCAGUUUGCAUCAAUUUGGUGGGAUGAUGGUGGGACUGGUAUAGUGAUCAAUGAAAAACUGUUUCAAAAGGAGGUCCUGGAAAGGAACAGCCCCAACAAAGUGUUUGAAACAAAGUGUAUGAAGAGCUUCAUCCGCCAGCUAAACCUCUACGGCUUCAGCAAAAUGCGUCUGGACGGUCACAUGUCGGUC
This is a messenger RNA of Galeopterus variegatus (Sunda flying lemur), 985 nucleotides long. Its product is annotated as heat shock transcription factor, X-linked-like. Gene Ontology annotation, biological process: regulation of DNA-templated transcription. Lineage: Eukaryota; Metazoa; Chordata; Mammalia; Dermoptera; Cynocephalidae. The record is from RefSeq and is a predicted model, not a curated record. The annotation marks the transcript as partial. Gene Ontology annotation, molecular function: sequence-specific DNA binding; DNA-binding transcription factor activity. The transcript has a single exon.